AUGGACGGGUCCAUAAGCGCGUCGUCGGACACCAUUGCCGGACCCCCGCCUCAUUUUAGAACGAAUGAAGGCUCCUUGGUUUCUGCCCUCAAGACGUUGUUGUUCUUCACGAUCUUGAUGGUCACGCUUCCGAUUGGCUUGUACUUUGCUUCUAAAGCUUACAUUUUUGAAGGUUCAAUGAAGAUGUCAAACUCUGACAGCUAUUUCUAUGCCGCCAUCGUCGCCGUGCUGGCUGUGCACGUGGUCUUGGCCUUGUUUGUUUAUGUGGCCUGGAAUGAAGGCACACCCAAAGGGAAAGGGAAAUACGAAUAA
Molecule: messenger RNA, 312 nt
Organism: Nerophis lumbriciformis (worm pipefish)
Lineage: Eukaryota; Metazoa; Chordata; Actinopteri; Syngnathiformes; Syngnathidae
Source: RefSeq, a predicted model, not a curated record